AUAUUGACAACAUGCCGUUGACGUUGAAUUUCUGAACUGUUAGGUUAUGUUUGAUCAAAAUAUUAUGUAUUAUGUAUUCAUAAUAAAAUAAAAUACACGAUAACACUAAAAUUGAUGUAUAAAUCUCUUGCAGACAUUGAAUAAAAGUACACCAAUAUGCCUAGUAUACCGGACAGAUGGAUUCCCUACAAAGCCUGUGGCAAUAUUAUUGAAGGGACCAGACUAAUCUGCUUUAAAGUACCUCUAAAUAAAAAUGUUCAGAAGUUUAACAAGGAUAUCAAAACAAUAUGGGAUAUUCCAGCUCUUAUAGAGAAAAUACCAAAAUUAGGCGCUGUUAUUGACUUAACAAACACAGCUCGGUACUAUAAUCCUGAGGAAUUAAAGGCGGCGGGCGUACUACACAAGAAAAUUUUAAUGCCGGGCCGCAUAAUACCUCCCGAGAACAAAGUGACAGAAUUUAUGAACACUGUUGACGAGUUUCUUGGAAAAGAUUGCGAGAUGGUGAUCGGCGUACACUGCACGCACGGCCUGAACCGCACCGGUUACAUGGUGUGUCGAUACAUGCGCGACCGCCUUGGGGUGCCCGCCAAGGACGCUAUUAAGAGGUUCGAAAAAGCCCGAGGUUAUCAGAUAGAACGAGAAAACUACAUAGCUGAUAUAAUGGGGAUUGCGCCACGACCUCCUGACAUCGGUAGAAAUACUGUCAUAAAACCCAUAACAGGUAAAUAUUUGCCAAACAAGCGCUCGCCCCUUGCCGAAGACGAAGACGAAUAUGUGAAUCAAAGUGUAAUUAGAGACAGAUUUAAUAGAAGUAAUACAAGGAAUUCGAGACACAGAAAAGAUUCGAACGGUAGUGGGACUUCCUUCGACUAUAAGUACGAUUAUUAGCUCACAAAAGUACAAGUCGUGCUCUUAUUAAAAGUACAUUGCUAAUUUAAACUUUAGUGAAAGUGUUUUGAACUGAGUAUGUUUUUGUACCUAAUUUAUAGAUUUAUAGAUCUUGAUUUUUUUAUUACACCAGUUUUUGUACCAGUUGCGUAUCCUUUUAGACAUUUGACAUUUCUAUUAGCCAUAAUACUUAUAGGAAUCCUUCUUAUAUUUGAAAGUGACAAGUUUCGAAACGAAAUUUCAAAACGAAGAAACGGUUUUUUUUUAAUAUUACAGUAUCCGUCACUGGUAACGCCUGUAGAAACUGUCACUUGUCUUCCAUUUUUUAAAAGUACAUAUUUAUUCUUGUGUCUAUAAAAUCUUUUAGUAAAUUAUAACUUUAGAUCAAUAAUCCUUGUACAAAUUUAGGUACUGUACUACUUAGACUAGGAGCUAGGACUAGCGUGUUUAUACUUCAACCGCUUCUGUGCAUAGAUAUGAUCAACGAUAAUAAAUAAAACCGGUCAAGUGGACACUGAAGGUUCCAUGCAAACAGGCUUGAUGACAAACGAACGGACAGACAGUGGAACCUUAGUAAUAUUAUUCCAUCUUACCUUUUGGAUUCGGAAUACUUCGUCCUUUCAUAGGCGGUUAUCAAUAUAUGAUCGGGUAUCGUUAAAAAAGUGUACUUCUAUUGUUUUAGGUUAUGUGUAGGUUUGUCUCGAACAUUUGCAGUGUUUCUUACAUAUUGUAAGAUCUUAUUAAUUAUUUUAUUGCAGUUUUGAUAGGUAUUAUCAAAUAUAGCAACUAUUUGUGUUUUUUGACAUAUUUUGUUGUCAGAAAUUAUUGUGAAUAGGAGUAAUAAAAUGUGCUUUUACAUAGAGUACCUUCUAGAUUUCAUAGUUAUACUUAUUUAACUAAUCGACUAUUUUAACCCUUUUUUCUCCUUAACAAUAUGCUCCUUACGCAAGUAAUUCUUACUUAUAUGGUAUACUGUUUUUACUGUACCAUUUCACCAUUUUAGACAAAGGGAUUGUAUUGUCAAAUAAAACGGAUAUAUUUUGGAAUAAAAUCUUUUUUGUUUUUA
Molecule: messenger RNA, 1954 nt
Organism: Trichoplusia ni (cabbage looper)
Lineage: Eukaryota; Metazoa; Arthropoda; Insecta; Lepidoptera; Noctuidae
Gene: Ptp-h
Product: RNA/RNP complex-1-interacting phosphatase
Exons: 8
Coding region: 157-888 (243 amino acids)
Biological process (GO): dephosphorylation
Molecular function (GO): protein tyrosine/serine/threonine phosphatase activity; polynucleotide 5'-phosphatase activity
Source: RefSeq, a predicted model, not a curated record